Messenger RNA from Stegodyphus dumicola, 2804 nucleotides. Its product is annotated as neuropeptide S receptor-like. Gene Ontology annotation, molecular function: G protein-coupled receptor activity; peptide binding. Gene Ontology annotation, cellular component: plasma membrane. Gene Ontology annotation, biological process: G protein-coupled receptor signaling pathway; cellular response to hormone stimulus. The record is from RefSeq and is a predicted model, not a curated record. NCBI's taxonomy places the organism in Eukaryota, Metazoa, Arthropoda, Arachnida, Araneae, Eresidae.
CCAACACGUGACAAAACAUCUGCAAGUUAAUUUUUGAUAGGACUAAAUGUCAACCAAAUUUGAUGCUUGAAAAAAUCAAAGAACAAAAGAUUGGCUUCAAGCUAAUUUUUGCUGCCUUCUCAAGACUGAUAUUGUUGCAGUUACCUACAGACAUGUAAUUCAUGAGCAUGUUUUUCUUGUAAUUCUAAAAAUUAUUGCAUCCAGUAAAUCUGCAGUAUUUUAUUUGCUGCUGAAUCCUUCUCUGUGUUCCUGCAAAACAAGAAAGAAUUUAUUGAAACAGCAUAUUUGUGAAAUUAUGAUCAACCACGUAUCUGCAAAUCUCAGUUUUUAGCAAAAAUAACUUUACUUGUUUCAUUCAUUAGAAAAUAAAGAAAUACAUCAUUUUAAUGAUCUUUAUGUCUUCAAGUAAACUUUUUAAAAGUAACAGAAUUAGUUUUUUCCUAUUUAAUUAGCAAGAACUGUAUACAGAAAUAAUGAAAACCUGAAGAAAAUUCACAAGAAAUUAUUAAUUCUGUGUAAACUACUUUUAUGCCAAAAAUAACAGCUCCGCCGUACGAGAUAAUAAAAUUUGCUGUGUGCUGAAUGAUCAGUUAUAAACAAUAAUAAACUGAAGACAAAGAACAAAAGAAAAUGAAUAACUAAUUCAUCAUGAUAAAUCUUAAGAAUCUCAUAAAUCACAACUUAAGUUUCCUGAAUGAAACACGGAUUAGAAAAUCUGAUUGUUUGGUUGAUUAAAUAUUCUAGAUCACUUUAGCUCUCAUGUUCUGCUUGAACUAUCUCCUGAACUUUAUCCUGUCAUAUAGCAUUUUAAAUUUUGAUGUAUAGUGCUAUUACUACUUUCCAAAGCUCUCCGAUGAGGAUCACAUAUCAUAAUUAUUUAAAUGUGAUGGAUGAAUCUUUAAUUAUCGUAAAAGUCAUCAUUGAUACUUAAGUCAAUUUAUUAAAUCCUUGUAUAUAGGACAAUUCAAGUAUAUUUACAAGUCAGAAAAUAUAUUUGGAGUGAUAUGUGUUAUAUUGUUAACGACUGAAAAAUUGGAAGCAUGUUAGAGAAUGAGCAAUUUUUGCGAGGUUUAUAUUUAUUUCGCUAGAUAGACUUUUAUGGAUAUUAUGAAGCUUGAGUGAGUAAAAGAUAUUGUGCAGGUAUAUAUAAAAUACCAUUUUGAGUCAGUGAGCGUUCAGUGAAAACGCUUUCAAAGAUUUUGAUACAAAGAUAAACUAUACCUGAGGUGUUAAAAAUCUCCAUAUUUUUAAAAGAUGAAACUAAAUGCAUAAAACAAACAUUCGGUAUAAGACAGAGUUAUAUAUAAUUUGCAUAAUAAGAACUAUCACUGCUAUUCAAUAAAAAUACUUAACGAGUAUGACGAUAAAAGAUCUCCACAGAGUUCAUGGCAUUGUAAAAUAGUAUUUUCUGCCAUAAAUUAAACAAAAAAAAAUUAUUAAUCUGGGUGGCUAUAUUUUAUGAAGGGGAUAAAUAGACUGGAUACGUUUUGAAUUAUAAUGCUAUGUAAUUAAGGGUCCAGUCUAUUCUUUAAUAGCACAGUAUUUACUAAUAGACCUUUAGUGCUACAAAUAGCAAUACUCUUUUUCCACGUUAAGGAUUAGUAUCGUAUUAUUACUAUUAUUCUAGUAUUUCAAUUUAUUGUUUCCUCUAAGAAGCAAUUUUUUAAACUAGUAGAAAAUUUAAGGCUAUUCGGAAUAGUUCUGAAUCUCUCUGUUCAUACGUGCUCCCUUUGCACAAGGAUAGAUUUCGUUAUCGUUUUAAGAGCUUUAAGAGGUAAUGUAGCUGCAUAAUGCAUAAAAUAUAAAGGAAAAAAUAUUUACGUAACAACUUCCGAAACAUGAAUUUAGUUAGACUGAAAAAUUACAUCUUUCUUUAGGUUUGUUCGUAUUUUAUUCAUUUUGGAAGGUGGGAAAACGUUUAUUUCCUCAUCAUGCGCCAGUAAUCAUAACAGGCAAUAUUUUUCUUUGUGCAACUUUCAACAAGAAGCUUCCACUAUGCCAUGCUGGCCUAUUCUCCCUCCAACAUGAGUGGAAACGGUCGUGUGCUUUACAAAAGUGCCACUUGGAUUAUGAUCACCGCGCUAAUUAUGAUUCCAUCUUCUACUGAAGAUAACAUUAAUUACUUCAAUAAUUCACUGUCCGCCGGUUAUGACGGUGGUGGCAUCGUUAGUCCAUACCAUAAUGUCACUGUCUACCCUGAAGGUGCUGUCUGGAAUGCAGAACUUAUCCAGCGAGUUGUGACGUUGGCUAUCAUCAUGACUGCAACCUUAGUGGGUAAUACGAUCAUAGUUCUGGUGUUAUCUCGAUCAAGAUAUCGAAAGAGAUCGUCAAGAGUUAAUAUCUUCAUUCUCAAUUUAGCUAUUGGAGAUCUUGCUGUUUGCUUCAUAACUAUGACAUCAGAGCUACUUUUUGAGGUUUUCGGAGAAUGGAUAUUGGGUGCUGCAGCGUGUAAGGCUAUAGUGUAUGGCCAGAUAGUUACCCUUGCAAGUACAACAUUCAUUUUGACUACUAUGAGUUAUGAUCGAUACCAGGCUAUAUGCUCUCCACUCCACAGCACAGGAGGAGUGAAACAAGCAAAGAGAAUGAUUGCUGCGUCCUGGCUGCUAGCUUUCAUCUUUGCUAUUCCUCAGAUAUUUAUAUUCGUACAGGAUAUCGCAGGCAAUAUUCAUUGCUUAAAUGAUGUAGGGAAUGCCGAUGAUGAGAGAUGCAAUAAUGAGCAUUGUAGUAGAGUUUGUAUGGCUGGAAAAAGAGAUAGAGAAGCCUUGUUUCCUCCCUGUGAAGUGAAAGAUGAAGAAAAUGUUUAA